Molecule: messenger RNA, 3945 nt
Organism: Tyto alba (common barn owl)
Lineage: Eukaryota; Metazoa; Chordata; Aves; Strigiformes; Tytonidae
Product: meiosis-specific coiled-coil domain-containing protein MEIOC
Exons: 10
Coding region: 427-3051 (874 amino acids)
Biological process (GO): female meiosis I; mRNA stabilization; male meiosis I
Cellular component (GO): nucleus; cytoplasm
Source: RefSeq, a predicted model, not a curated record
GUUUCUUUCACUUCUGUAGCAGGGCCUUUGUCAGUGUGAAAUCUUUGCUUACCAGGGGGUGAUUUCAGUUGCUGCAGAGAUUCAAGGGGGUGGAGGAGAGACGCUCUCCAUAGCCUGGCAACAGUUUCGGUGUGCGUGUAGUAACUGAGGCUAAGUCUGGCCUUAAGAAUCUAAAUUUCUGCUUGCAUGGCAAUGCUGCAUACUCCAGAGAAGAGAAGUUGUAUACUGUUAACAAGGACAUGGUCAAACAAAGUGCUGCCCCUGGUCAUUACAAGUCACAGAAGGGGUGUGUAUGCCUGUGACAUGUGCAUUUCCAGUCAUAUAGGCUAGAAGAUUCUGAGCUUGUGAACGUGACACACAAAUACCUACAAUGUGAAAUCUGUAGAGAAUUCCUAUUAUUGUAUAGUAAAUAGCAAGAAACAAAAAAUGGACACUCAAUUAUUUUCCCCAUUAUUAGGAGCAAUUACUAGUACGCCACCUCCGCUAGAAUCUUCCCGUCUGUAUAGUGACUGGUCAGCAUGUGGAGAGGAAAUUAGCUCAAAAGCUUCUUUUCAAGACUGCACAAAGAAACGGGCACCAAUAAAUCUUUCUUACUCUGGCAAUGGCCCAGAUAUGUUUGGGCUAGUGUCAAGCAUUUUAGAGGAGCCAAGCAAGCCAGAACCAGCUACGGAUUGGAAUUCUCUUUCAAGAUUGUUUCCACCUAUGUGGGCACCUGAUCUUGGAAGCAAUGUUGAAUUCUCAGGGUUCUCAUCUAAGCACUCUGUUGAAAGUAAGGAUUUUUCAAACCCGACGGGCACACAGAACUACUAUCAGGAACACUUGCAAAAGUCUCACGAUGUGGAGAUGUUACACAGAGGUUUGGAAGAUCUUCAUCUCAUAGAGUCUUGGCUUUCUCCAUCUGGCCCGUGCACUCAGCCUGAUAAUAUUCUGAAGAACAAUUAUCCUGAAAAUUCCUCUUUGCAAAAUAACAAUACAAUUCUCCAAGAAGGGUUUUCAUUUCAAAAUGUAGACUAUAAUCAGCAUUUGUGCGGCUACGAUCACAUGAGGUUAAAUGGAGACUACAAAAAAACUCGUUCCAAUUUUAGCACUUUUUCUUCUCAGAACAGAAUGAAAGAAGGCAGUAGCAUUCAGAAAGAGUAUUGGAAAACUGAAAGAGGCAAAGCUCUGAAAAGUCAUGCUCAAGAACAAACUAAGUAUUCCCCUGAUCUUUCCAGUAGGCCUGUUGAUGACUCUUGGGAUAAAGUGUCCCAGGACAACCACUUGUUUUCUAAAAGAUAUGAAAACUUUACAGCUGCUCAUAAAUUGCAGUCAACUGUUUAUCCAUCGCUAUAUUUUUUCAAUCAACACACUAAAGAAAAUAGUUUUUCUGGAGGGACAAACAGAAAACCACAGGAAACCCAUGUGCAAAACGGUCAUCAGAGCUUUACUUUGGGGGAUGCUUUUAAUAAUAAUAAUGAAUGUAAGAUCCAUAUUAGUCCUAAAGAAUGCUCUCAUAAAGUACCUGAGUAUGAUGUAUCUGCAAAAAAUGUUAUGCAAAAUGGGAGUUAUUCAUCGUACCAUGGACGUAUGCGGCUGGAUGGGAAAAUGGCAAGUCCUUCAGUUGCUUCAGAUGUCACGUAUGGAAAGCAAGUGGUAACAAGUCCACAGUCGUCUUCAGGGGUUUCAACCGUGUCUGGUGGUUCUCCCACCCAUCAGUCUAUAACACAGUCUUCUUACUACUCACAGAUCUUACCUGUCCUCCCUCCAAGGAAAGAUGUAAGGCCACAAAUAUCAAACGGUGUUUCUAAUAACUUGGGAGUUUCUAAUUUCAUCUCAGAAAAUCAGAAGCACAUCAAACCCAUUGGACGAUCGCAGCAUGAUUCAUUGACUAAUAAGGAGGGGCAAUACCGUAAAUUCCCCAUUAAUUUUUCAUCUGACUGGUUAACACAGCAGAAUGCUGUAGGUGAAGACCCUGAAAAAUACCACAGAUUUCCAAAAAAGCAGAGCCAAGAAAAUAGUAAUAAGGAUGAUAGAAGAGGCAGAAGGAAUUGGAUUCCUCAUUUUGGGUAUACCACCCCAAACCGUCAGCAGUUCAAUAUGUUCCAAAAAAAACACGAACAGAAUGGUGGUAGCAUGUCAGAUUUCAUCAAUCCUUCUUUUCUUCCUUCUUUCCCAUUGAUGUCUGAUUUUAAACAAAAUCCCAGCUUUCCUCCAUUUAAUCACCAUCUGUUUUCAUCAGCGAAUAAUUUCAAUUUUCCUCCGUCACCAUUUCCAUUCUCAGAACUUGUUGAUCUUUUUCACUACGAUGACUUUAACCACUUGAAUCCCUUCCUCAACGACCUGUUUUGUGGGGAAAUAGCUGCCCCGUACUUUGCCUUUCCGACACCGUUUAACAAGUACAGACCUCCAAGAAAUCGCAGUGGGCCUGCUAAUGAGCUUCACAUCCGACUGGAGGAGUGUUAUGAGCAGUGGAGAGCUUUGGAGAAAGAGAGAAAGAAGACUGAGGCUGACCUUGCAAGAAACUUUCCAGGAAAGCGCAUAACUAGCUCAAAUAACACUCCUGUGUCCCGCCUUCCUGCUAACCCAUCACGAGUUGAUCGUUUGAUUGUCGACCAGUUACGAGAACAAGCCAGGGUGCUCACGUUAAUAGGAAGAAUGGAAAGGCUUCGUGGCAGCCCCGUACACAGUAACAUAUCCACUGCAUUGGAACACCAUAGGGAAGCCAUUCACGUAACACAGGCGAGGCGUAAGGAUGAGAUUGUUAAUGCUGCUAAUCCACAGAGACAAGGAGCACCACGUUAUAAUAACGAGAAAGAUGUGCUGGCUCUGGCAGCUGCCAUUCGGGAGCUGGCCGCUUCCACGCGCAAGGCUCGUACCGCUUUGUGGUGUGCGUUGCAGAUGACUUUGCGGAAAAACUCUCCAAGCAGUCCACCGAAACAAGAAGCUGUGGCCAGGGCAUUGCAGGAGCUUUGCCCUCCAAACACAAGCACACAAGAAAAAAGCAACGUGGAACGUGAAAACAAAGGAAGCAAAAAAGAAAAACCCGAGGAAGCCAUGAGGAUUCUGGAAUAAUAGCAAAUAACAGCAAAAGGGAGGCAGAAGGCUGAGGAUGGGAAGGACAAAAUGUCUUGUGGUACCACAGGAGAUGUUUUUGAUAAGUUAUCAAAAAGCAAAGGGGUUAGCAUAACUGAUCAGUGCUGCACUUCUAUUACUGUGAUUCUGGUGUUGAGACACACAUCUUGUAAUAGUGUAAAUGCAAUUUUAAUAUUGAUGGUAUGGCGACAUCUGUUACAUAAGAAUUUUAUUAUUAAGAGGAACUAAACAAUAGCUGAGCAUAUCCCUGUGUGCUUAUCCAAAGCUCUGUAUCAGCUGUGAGUCAAGCCAUGACCUGAGGAACCAGAGUGUGGUAGAACUUCAUUCUCCUUUUUUUGGUAAUGAUACAAUUUAGCAUACUUAAAAAAAAAAAAAAAAAAUCCAUUUGCAAGGUAUUUAAUGUUUUUUUUUCAGGGGGUUUUUGCACCACGAUGUAAUCCUUUUAAGUGCCAAAGUGAUCACUAAGUCAUUUGCAUCCCCUUGCUCUGUAAAGAGUAAUCCACACUCCUGUAUUGUUUUUGUCACAGGGAGUCAGGUCAUUCAGGUUAUCGCUAACAGUUUGACAAGAAUAAUCAGUGUUUAAUGUUGGUUGCGUGAGAUGUUCCAGCAGUUGUGCUGCCAAUUCAGUUUCUAGCUAAACCAAUGUAAACUGAGCUUUUCUAUAGCAUAGUCCAUUUAAAUUUUCCAUUAAAAGAAAAAUAAGUUUUGUAGAUUCGCAGUAAGUACUGCAUUGAAGUACACGUUAGCAGGUGAUAUAAAAUUGUCACUCAGGAUUAGAAAUUAGAUUUAUUGAUUCCUCAGUGGGUUAAAAAACAGUAACUAUAUAACACAGUAUGCACUUAAUUAAAAAAAUUAUUGUUUAUUAUUAAUGUA